AGGCAGUGCGUGCACCAUGUCAGAAUACAACAAGCUGAAGAGCAUGCUGCUCGACAUGCAACCCAAAGUAAUGAAGACCGGACAGCAGAGCCAGCAGAGGGACAUGGAGGAGAAAAGAGCGCUGGUGGACACAAUGUUUAAAUAUCUCGACGUGAAUCAGGACAGUCGGCUGGUCAGCGAUGAACUGGAAAAGAUCUCUGUCAAGGAGCAUCUGGACGACAAUCUUUUGGAGUGCACCAUGCAAGAUCUGCUUCGUUACGAUGACUAUAACAAUGAUGGACACCUCAGCCUGCAUGAGUUCUACACAGCUUUUCAGGUUGUGCAGCUGAGCCUGGCAGAUGAUCAGCGAAUCAGCGUCUCGACGGUAACAGUGGGCCUCAGUGCCGUCCUCACCUGCUCCAUCCAGGGGACUCUGCGUCCACCAAUCAUUUGGAAGAGAAAUGGCAUCAUAUUAAACUUCUUGGACCUAGAGGACAUUAAUGACUUCGGGGACGACGGCUCGUUGUACAUCACCAAGGUGACGACAAUACACAUGGGCAACUACAGUUGCCAUGCCUACGGCUACGAAGACCUCUAUCAGACACAUGUGCUGCAGGUGAAUGUACCUCCAGUGAUACUGGUCUACCCGGAGACGCAAGCCCAGGAGCCCGGUGUGUCUGCCAGCCUCCACUGCCAUGCCGACGGCAUCCCAAAUCCCAAACUCAUCUGGCUGAAGAACGGCAUGGAUCUGCAGCUCAGUUCCACCACCCAGCUUUCUCUCAUAGCUAAUGGUAGCGAGCUGUUUAUAGCUAGUGUUCGCUACGAGGACACUGGAGCCUACACCUGCAUCGCUAAGAACGAGGUUGGAGUGGACGAGGACAUCUCCUCUCUAUUUGUUGAAGACUCAGCCAAGAAGACCCUCGCAAAUAUUCUUUGGAGAGAAGAAGGGUUGAGUGUGGGAAACAUGUUCUAUGCCUUUUCUGACGAGGGCAUCACCGUUCUCCAGCCCAGUGAAUGUGAAAUACGCAGACACAUGAAGAGGACAGAGAGGAUUGUUGCAACCUAUGAGGAGAUGUGCCCUAAAGGCGAGGGGAUUUCACCUCAGCACUGCGUGUGGUCUUCUGCAGUCAACGUCAGAGAUAAGUACAUCUACGUGACGCAGCCUCUACAGAGCCGACUCCUGGUCAUCGAUAUUCAAGCCCAAAAGGUGGUUCAGGCAGUUGCAACAGAUCCUUUUCCAGUGAAGAUGCUCUAUGACAAGUCACAUGACCAGGUGUGGAUAUUAACGUGGGGAGAUAUGGACAAAACACACCCAACACUUCAGUGCGGGAUGCUGCAGUGA
Messenger RNA from Nematolebias whitei (Rio pearlfish), 1321 nucleotides. RefSeq names its product follistatin-like 4 (gene fstl4). Gene Ontology annotation, biological process: regulation of BMP signaling pathway; multicellular organism development; cell differentiation. NCBI's taxonomy places the organism in Eukaryota, Metazoa, Chordata, Actinopteri, Cyprinodontiformes, Rivulidae. The record is from RefSeq and is a predicted model, not a curated record. Gene Ontology annotation, molecular function: calcium ion binding; protein binding.